CUGUGCUUGACCUUGGAGAUACUUCAGAUCGUCUCAGUAGGUUACCUGCACAUCCACACACAGACACAAUGAUACAUUGUGCCUGUAAUAUAUUAUUAAUGGUCAUGAAUCAUGUUACCAGCAGGCACGGACCAGAAAAAGUCUAUUUUAAAAGGCUUGAUCUAUCUCCGCCAGAUUACCUAUUAGUGUUAAAUGAAAAUAAAUACAAUUAAUUCGAAGCCAUUGAUGGAAAUGUGUUUCAGCCUCAUUAUAAUUUGGCAAUCUUGCAUAUUUCAGUGCAAAUGCGUUUCUACCCACAUUCACUUGCGACUGGGACGUGUAAGACAGGGAAAUCAAUGUUGUUUACAGCGCAUUUUUAUUAAUAAGCCUCACGACUAGCCUUAUUAGUGACUUUCUAUUCACAUCUACGAUUCAUCCAAUCAGAAAGAGGUCUUGCUUAACAUCGCGUGUCGAUUGGCUGUCAGCUUGGCGCCUUGUUCCCGCCCCCAACUGUCAGGCACUGCGCUGGUCAAACCGUUUGACGGCUGGUGCACUGAGCUCUUACACUUUUAACUUUGUAUUAAAUCAUUGGACAUACUCCAACCGUCCACAAUUUCAUUUCAUGUGCAUGGCGCGCGCCUAUGUACACUCGUCGAUUUUCUCCACUUUUCCUUUUCGCUAUGAAGCACAAUUAUGGCAAGGAGUAGCAAGUCAGCAACAACAGCGAGGACCCUGGAGGAUUUGACUCUAGACUCGGGUUAUGGUGGAGCCGCCGACUCCUUCAGGUCUUCCAGUGCGUCGCUGUGCUGCUCGGAGGUACAUGGGGGGAACUGCUGGCAACUAACGGACUCCAUGCACAGUCGAAACAACAGCCUGGACACUGUCAACACGGUCCUGGUCGAAGACGCCGAGAUCCUGGAGUGCACCGGCCAGUGCGCUAAACUACCCGAGCUUGAGGAUGUGCCGUGGAGCCUCGGGGAGGUGGCGAGAGCCCUGCAGAGGGACGAGGGAAUGAGCGUGCCGAGCCCACCGCAGGACGUCCUGCUCCGACUCUCGGCGCUGGCCAGCCGGGCCCUCGUUAGGGUCGCCAAGGAGGCGCAGCGCUUGAGUUUGCGCUACGCCAAAUGCACCAAAUACGAGAUCCAAAGUGCCAUAAAGAUGGUUCUGUCGUGGGUCGUCUCCACGAACUGCAUCGGCGCCGCCCUCAGCGCCUUGUCCUUGUACAACAUGAGCACGGAGGAGGACAAGUUCGGCCGCGGCAAGUCCGUGCGCUGCGGGCUAGUCUUUAACGUGGGGAAAUUCUUCAGGUGGAUGGUCGAUAGCAGGCUCGCGGUCAGGAUCCACGAACACGCUGCCAUAUAUCUGGCGGCGUGCAUGGAGAGCCUCUUCCGCGAGAUACACGAGCGAGUGCUCCGCAGUGCGCUGCUGGAGCGGGACAACAGUAUGCCCAAGUUGAGCGUGGAGAGCCUGGAGCAGGCCGUCGGGAGUGAUGCUGAGCUUUGGGGGUCAUUGCAGCACUGGCAACACCUCAUCUGUGGGAAGAAUGCGAGUGGUGUGCUCAGUCUACCUGAGGGUCUGACUCUGCAGCAGCAGCGAACAGGAAAGAAUGGCGAGGGAAACGCCUACAGCCAGUCUGAACUGCGCUCUGUUGAACAGUGCUUACUGGCCACACGAGUGGGCAGCAUCUCUGAACUCAGUGACAUGGUGUCACGAGCUAUGCACUACCUCCAGCCACUGUACACCAAGAACCACAACAACGGGACACCCAUCCAUCAGAAGAGCGCAGUGAUGCACUGGGCCCCCGAGGCCAUCUACACAUUGUGUUACUUCAUGCACUGCCCCCAGAUGGAGUGGGAGAACCCCAACAUGGAGCCAUCAAAAGUUUCCUUACAAACUGAGAGGCCGUUCAUGGUGCUACCGCCUCUGAUGGAGUGGGUGCGUGUGGCUGUUGUUCACACUGAGCACAGACGGAGCUUCUCUGUGGACAGCGAUGAUGUUCGGCAGGCUGCCAGGCUGCUGCUGCCUGGAGUGGACUGCGAGCCCCGCCAGCUCCGAACGGAUGACUGCUUCAGCGCCUCAAGGAAACUGGAUGCUGCCUCAACCGAGGCAAAGCUCCUGCAGAACUUGGGCUUCCAUAUGCUCAGCUGUGGACGCACAGACUUGGUGAAGCAGGCUGUCAACCUGCUGGGGCCGGAUGGUAUCAACAGCAUGAGUGAGCAGGGGAUGACCCCACUCAUGUAUGCUUGUGUCCGUGGAGACGAGGCCAUGGUGCAGAUGCUGCUGGAUGCUGGAGCUAAUAUUAACAGUGAGCUGCUUCUGGAUGCCAAAGCCAACGUGGAAGGCUCCCUGCAGGACGGGAUGGAGAACUACACUGAGACCCCGCUGCAGCUGGCUGCUGCUGCAGGCAACUUUGAGCUGGUGAGCCUGCUGUUGGAGCGGGGGGCCGACCCCAUGUUGGGAACCAUGUCCCGCAAUGGCAUCUCUACUGCGCCGCAGGGAGAUAUGAACUCCUACAGCCUGGCAGCAGCGCACGGACACAGAAAUGUCUUUCGGAAGCUGCUGUCACACACACAGAAAGGUAAAGGAGAUGUCUUAUCCCUAGAAGAGAUUCUGGCAGAAGGGUCAGCGCUGGAGGGAAGAAGUUCAUCUGAGACAGACCUAAUGCGAACAGGGAAGGCCAAACUGAAAGCCCUGAAAGAAGCCAUGUACCACAGUUCAGAACAUGGACAUGUAGACAUCACCAUAGACAUACGGAGCCUUGGGGUGCCAUGGACUUUGCACACAUGGCUGGAAUCUUUGCGCACAUGUUUCUCCCAGCACCGCCGGCCACUGAUCCAGGGCCUUCUCAAAGAAUUUAUCUGCAUCGAGGAAGAUGAGUACACUGAGGAGCUCAUCACACACGGCCUGCCGCUCAUGUUCCAGAUCCUCAGAGCCAGCAAGAAUGAAGUGAUCAGCCAACAGCUGUCAGCCAUCUUUACCCAGUGCUAUGGACCCUACCCCAUCCCCAAACUUGCAGAGAUAAAACGCAAGCAAUCAUCACGCCUCGAUCCUCACUUCCUGAACAAUAAAGAGAUGUCCGAUGUGACAUUUUUGGUGGAGGGGAAGCCGUUUUAUGCCCACAAAGUCCUGCUCUUCACAGCCUCCAAUAGGUUCAAAACUCUGCUUGCAAAUCGGCCUUGUGGUGAAAACACUUGCAUUGAAAUAAGCCAUGUGAAAUACCACAUUUUUCAGCUUGUGAUGCAGUAUCUCUACUGUGGAGGAGCAGAUGCUCUGCAUAUUAGGAACCCUGAUGUUAUGGAGCUUUUGUCUGCAUCGAAAUUCUUCCAGUUGGAAGCGCUGCAGAGGCAUUGUGAGAUUAUCUGCACGAAGAACAUAAACACAGAUACUUGCGUGGAGAUCUACAACCACACGAAGUUUCUAGAUGCACCAGACCUAGCAUCCUACAUCGAGGGCUACUUCCUAAAGAACAUGGUCAUGUUAAUAGAGCUGGAGCCAUUUAAACAGCUGCUGUAUGAUGCACCUCCAGAUAGUCCCAGCUACAACAUCCUUCAGAACUUGGAGAAAACGUUGGCUGUUCGCAUCCAGUCCAUUCACUUGUCCUCAUCCAAGGGGUCCAUCGUUUGAACUCCUAAACUUAUAAAAACCAUCGCAGGCUUGGAACACAAGUGAUAUCGCAAUAAAAAAAAUAUAUAUAUAUAUGUAUAUAUAUAUAUAAAUAUAUUUAUGCUCCAGCACCCCCCGCGACCCUUGUGAGAGUAAAGCGGAUUGGAAAAUGGAUGGAUGGAUAUAAAUAAAUGCCUGGGCUGCCAUGUUGCCAUGUUAUAGCCCGUUGUGGUGGAGGCUGUCUCUCCAUGACAGUCAUACAAUAGCUUUUCCCACUCAUCUCAUCACGAUGCAGUGUUUUGUUCCAUGAUGAGUUAUGGACACUGACAGGAAGGAUGUGGCGUCAUCUCUUGAAACAUUUACGAGGCUUUUUGUAAACAAAUAUACAGUACCACUGAUGAUCCUUCCCAUGCUGCAAGGGCACGUUGCUGGUGUCUUCUGUUGUGAUUACUUGCUCACUCGUCUGUGGUAAAGAAUACAUUUGUAUUGUCAGUCCUGAUGAUUACUCUUUAAGGCCAAAAAAACGGACCUGUAACAUAAAAUAGAGUGGCAUCCUUCAUGUUUUAUGUGGAAAUCAGAACUUGAAUUUCCUUUACUGUGUAAAUAUUGUUGAUAAAAGCAGAUUGAUCAGUAAUGUAAGUCACUGUAUAUAUCCAAUUUCUCAUGUGUCUCACUGUUGAAAAAUGCUGUGAAAGAAAAGCUAUCUAUCUAUGUUUAAAUGUUGCAUGUCAAAGGGAACGUGUUGGAGGACGAAGGUUGAUGCUUCAUCGAAGAGUGGAUGUUGAGUGAGAAUUGAUUUGUCAUCAGCACGGGUCACUAAAUGUCGAAAACUCUAACGCUGUUGUCAUUCUUGUUAAGAGGCUCAAGGUGUGUUUAGUCAUGAAACAGAGAUGCUGUUAGCCGUCAUCAAGAAUUGUGAAACUACAUGCCAUGUAUGUGUGUGUGUGACUUAUCUUUCCUUCAUAAAGAGUAUUGAUAAUGUGCAACAGUUUGCUGUCUUUAACUGGCUCAAAAGAAAAAGA
Molecule: messenger RNA, 4604 nt
Organism: Hippocampus comes (tiger tail seahorse)
Lineage: Eukaryota; Metazoa; Chordata; Actinopteri; Syngnathiformes; Syngnathidae
Gene: abtb3b
Product: BTB (POZ) domain containing 11b
Exons: 16
Coding region: 673-3603 (976 amino acids)
Molecular function (GO): protein heterodimerization activity
Source: RefSeq, a predicted model, not a curated record